This is a messenger RNA of Penicillium diatomitis, 534 nucleotides long. RefSeq lists its product as uncharacterized. Gene Ontology annotation, cellular component: nucleus; TRAPP complex; cytoplasm. The coding region runs from base 1 to 534 and encodes 177 amino acids. The record is from RefSeq and is a predicted model, not a curated record. The transcript has 3 exons. Gene Ontology annotation, biological process: endoplasmic reticulum to Golgi vesicle-mediated transport. Lineage: Eukaryota; Fungi; Ascomycota; Eurotiomycetes; Eurotiales; Aspergillaceae.
AUGGCGGGCCCUCGGAUAGCCUGCAUUGGAGUGAUUGGAAAGACGGACAACCCCCUUCACAUCUCUCUCUUCCCACCGUAUACGGACUCGACGAUUGAGUUCUCCUUCAUGCUCAACUCUUGUCUUGACAUUAUUGAAAUUCGUCGCAAACAGACCUCCAUCGAUCAGGAUCUUGGACUGCUGCAUGCAAUCGAUGAACGUCUAGCCGCCUAUGGUUGGCUCACGACAACGGGUGUGAAGUUUUUAAUUAUCGUAGAUCAUUUUGGACGGGAGGCUAUGGCUACAGGAAAGACCACAGGACCUGCAGUCAGUGGUCUGAGGGACUCUGACCUGAAACCGGCUUUCCGAGCAUUGCAAAGCGCAUACAUCCAGCUGCUUCAGAAUCCUUUUUAUACACCAGACGAACAUGCACCAGCAUCGGGGACGACAGCAGGCGCUGCGACUGCAACUGCAUGUCAACCUAUCUCCAAUCCCAAGUUCAUCGCAGAUGUCCAACGCAUUGGCCAGACGUGGACCCCGGGCGCUGCUAUGUAA